AUGUUAGCUCACGAUUUUUUGAAGAAGGACGAUCGGACGUUCAAACCGACAUCUUCUUCUCGGUCAGCAUGGUAUUUUUGUGUUUUGGUGCUGACGAAGAUUCUUCGAUGUAUCGGCAUAUUUUUUCUCGACAUUUUAGCAAAGGGAAUUCAUGUAGUUAGUCUGCUAUGGCUCGUUAAAUGCAUCAGCACUUCUCUUACCCAUCCAGAAACCUCUUUCACACAUGGGCAUACUUUGAGGAAACCAACGUUUAUACGCAUUGGAAAAAUGGCAUUAGUCAAUUGUUUGAUAGAAGUGCUCUGGUUUUAUGGAAUCACCUUUUGUGGCCCUCUCAGGUCUGUGCUAGUUUUCGAGUUGAGCCCUUCUGUUUUGUUGGUAGCCAUGGCAUCCGUUUUUAAGGGAAAUUCUUCAACGGCGAAAAGUAGGGGUUUAUUCUUUCUAGUCAUUGGAUAUUUAUCGCUUCUGCUGUUGGAUCGAGAUCACUCAGUAGAGGAUCCACAUGGUGUAACCCAUGGCCAUCACAGUGGACUGAACCAUUUGUUCUAUCACCUUAUUGCCACAUUUGGUGUAAGUGAUCAUCAGGGAGGCAUAGCUAUUCUAUUUCUGGCGUUACUUCUUCGUAUUGGUUACGAUAAUUCAUUCCGUCAUCUCGCGGUUGAGAUUGGUGGACCCAAGCGACUGUACUCUCUCGUGACCACGUGUUCAGCCAUGAUCCUCACUCCUAUCGGAGUGCUUUCACUGGUUAUGAAGACGUCCGUCACUGACUCUCUUCUACAUUUCAUUAUUCUGCUUUUCAUAGCAACAGUUUUUGUUAUGGUUCUUGAUUUCUAUGCCGAAAGUGUAUGCUUCCAGCAUGUCGCUGACCCUGUAAUGGCUGCUGCUCGUUGGUCACCGGUGACAAUGUUCAGCUGUGCUCUUGGGUUGGCAUGGCUGUGGUACGCUGGUCAAGGAUUACAGGAACAUAUUGUGACUUCCGGCGUCAUCAUUACAGUGAUUGCUUUUAUUUUAGCUUCGGUGUCGUUAACGUCAGCUAGUGGCCCGAAGCACAGAGGUGGUGAACUGAUUGGGAUGUCCGACACUGGGUUGCCGCUUUUCGCAUAUAAAGAGGCUUUCCUUCAGAAAACAGGCCGUUCGCUUGUUCUAUUUUUCAAGGAGACUCUUCGCGAAAUUCUGGCCAACUCUGACUCCCGACGCAUAUUUUGGUUCCUAUGCGUCAAUCUGUCGUUCUGUGGCGUCGAGUUUCUUUACGGAUUCUGGACUAAUAGUCUCGGUCUCAUCUCUGAUGGAUUCCACAUGCUCUUGGACUGUUCCGCCCUUGUCCUCUCAGGAUUUAUCAAUGCGCUAUUCUUGUGUGUCAUUGCCUUAUUCAUUUUACUUGAAGCUCUUGAGAGGUUGUUUGAUCCGCCCAACAUCAACACUGAUAGACUUUCUCUUUGUCGUGCGGUUUCGGGCCUGUUGGUCAAUUUAUUCGGAAUGUACUCCUUCCACGGUGGCGAAGGAGAUCACGGUCAUGGUCAUUCCCAUGGUGGUGGCUCUCAUGGACAUUCUCAUUCAGGAAAUGCAAACAUGGAAGGUGUGUUUCUUCACGUUCUGGCGGACACACUAGGUUCGGUUUUCGUUAUCAUCUCGACAUUGCUUAUCCAGUGGUUUGGAUGGACUUGGGUGGAUCCACUUUGCUCCCUGAUCCUUUCAGUUCUUAUUCUUGGAUCAGUGUAUCCCCUUCUCACAAGCAGUGUUAACACACUAUUGCAG
Molecule: messenger RNA, 1752 nt
Organism: Ostertagia ostertagi
Lineage: Eukaryota; Metazoa; Nematoda; Chromadorea; Rhabditida; Trichostrongylidae
Source: the annotation of a GenBank genome assembly